AUGUCAGCGCCCGCCUGUGUCGCAGAUGAUGUGGUGCUUCGACUUGCUCCUGCCGUGCGCCCCUCCCCUUCUCCAGGGAUGUGGGCCAGCCCCCUCCUCCUCCUCCCACUCUCCCUUGAUGACGCGCUAUCGCCCACGCUCCAGAUUUUAGCCCCACCUCCCCUCGAACUCGAAUGCUGCGCACCCCUCCCCUCGAGUAGGGAUGUGGGUGACUAUGAACACCCCUCUGACCACCCUAAUCAACUCUCUGCCCUCUCUGCCUCCCAGCUCUCUCGCCUCUCGCACUCGCAUUUCCCCUCAACAGGGAUGAGGGCAAUGCCCUUCGUCCUUCCACCCUCCUUCCUCCUGUCAAUGCCUGCUGCCGCCUUUCCUCGUCUCCCUCUCCUCUCCUCCACUUCCCCCAUCCUGGGAGCCACAGCAUCUUAG
Molecule: messenger RNA, 426 nt
Organism: Cyclocybe aegerita
Lineage: Eukaryota; Fungi; Basidiomycota; Agaricomycetes; Agaricales; Hemipholiotaceae
Source: the annotation of a GenBank genome assembly